CAGCCAGGGGCAUUUAAGGAGCAGAGCACAUGGUGCAGGCCACAGCUUCAGGUCACAGGUGGACCUUGAGAGGUUCAAGAAACCACCCCGGGAGGCCAGCAGCAGCAGCAGCAGCAGCGCUACCACAUCUGCCAGGGCACAAUGCUCCUUGCAACGUUCAAACUCUGUGCUGGGAGCUCCUACAGACAUGUGCGAAACAUGAAAGGGCUGAGGCACCAGGCUGUGCUGGCCAUCAGCCAGGAGCUGACCCGGAGAGCGCUGAGGGAGCCGGCCCCCAGUGUGUGGGCUAACCAGGUCCGGCGUCGGAGCUCACUGCUUGGUUCUCGGCUGGAGGAGUCACUCUACAGUGACCAGGAGCUGGCCUACAUCCAGCAGGGAGAGGAGGCCAUGCAGAAGGCCCUGGGCAUCCUCAGUGACCAGGAGGGCUGGAAAAAGGAGAGCCAGCAGGCAAAUGGGGACAAAGUGCUGAGUAAGGUAGUUCCAGAUGUGGGCAAGGUGUUCCGGCUGGAGGUGGUGGUGGAACAGCCCAUGAACAGGCUCUACGAAGAGCUUGUGGAUCGGAUGGAGACAAUGGGAGAGUGGAACCCAAACAUCAAGGAGCUCAAGGUCCUGCAGAAGAUUGGAAAAGACACUGUCAUCACCCAUGAGUUGGCUGCAGAAGCAGCAGGAAAUCUUGUGGGCCCCCGAGACUUUGUGAGUGUGCGCUGUGCCAAGCGCCGAGGAUCCACCUGCGUGCUGGCAGGCAUGGCUACACACUUCAGGGACAUGCCUGAGCAGAAAGGAGUCAUCAGAGCCGAGCAGCGCCCCACCUGCAUGGUGCUUCAUCCUCUGGCUGGGAGCCCCACCAAGACCAAACUCACCUGGCUGCUAAGUAUUGACCUCAAGGGGUGGCUGCCAAAGAGCAUCAUCAACCAGGUCUUGUCACAGACCCAGAUGGAAUUUGCCAACCACCUGCGCAAGCACCUGGAGUCCAGCCCCGCCUCAGAAGCCCGCUGUUAAACACCAGCCUGCUGUUCCCUGAGCCUCUUGAACUGACCUGCAUGUGCAUCAGGGCCGUCCACCCCGCACCCCCACCCUGCCCUGGAAGCCUGCAAGUCUAAGAUCUUCAUCCGGAGACAGGGAGGGAGGGGUGGGAAGUUUAGGGUGUGAGGAUAGGGCCGGGACUAUUAACAGCCUCAGCACCAAGGAAACAGCAAGCAGGCUCUCAAAGAGAAGACCUCUACCUUCACCCACUGAGUAGCUCUGAAUGUAGACUAAGCUCCUAAGAUAUUGGUCAGACAUUUUUCUGGGCCCUUAUAUGCCCCCACUAAAGCCAUCUUUAGAAUGCUAGUGGCUGAUCUAGGCGCAGGGGCUGCUAAACCUAAGAAGCGGUCUCAAGAACCUCUCCCUGCAGGCAGGGCUCAGACCAUGCAGGGCCUUUCCCAGGGGCUCAGCAGACUUUGGCUCCUGCACCAAGAAGGAUCAGGGACACACAAGAGGAUCAGGCUGGCCUCAUUACUCAUCCCACAAGCACCAGUCAGAAUAAAGUCAUAACUAACACAAGAACCUCAGUCUGUACUUGUUUUAAAGUUCUGUUAUUAGGGCUGGGGAUUUAGCUCAGUGGCAUCGCGCCUGCCUCACAAGCGGAAGGUCCUGAGUUCGAUCUCCGAUACUAUCAAAAAACAAAACAAAAACCCCAACAAAGUUCUGUUAUUAAAAAAAAAAAAAUCUAACAUUAUAACCUCAUCCCAAAAAAGAUUUAAACUAAAUCUCACUAAAAGAAAUACUGCAGAUUUAUAUCAUUCAAAUAUUUAGAAUGUUUACUAAAAAUCUUUCAUAAAAAUUAAUUUUUUUUUUUCUUUUUUGGUACUGGGGAUCGAACUUGGGACCUUGCACUUGAGAGGCAGGCGCUGGAACCACUGAGCUAAAUCCCCGGCCCACAUAAAAUUAAUUUUCAUAGUAAGCACAAACCUAAAUCAGCUCUUAAGGAACUCUGUAACUGACAGCUGAUUAAUGAAUGGCCCUGGAAGACGAUUAUAACUGCAGCUUUUUAUCUAAUUAAAAGGAAGGAUAGUACCAAAUAUAAUAAACAAUACUAAGAUAAAGUUAACAUUUUUAUUAUUUAAUGCCAAAUAGUAUAGUAGUAAAAGAAUUACACAGCUGUCAACUUGGCUCAGAGCUGCCAACUUCUCUGCUUGAAAGGUUAAAAUUGUACCAUUUUGGGACCGGAAGUGGCUGGAAGAAGGGGUAAUAUGGUAAUAGCAAGUUCCCUUUUUCAGGAUACAGAGAAGUUAGACUUUAAAAAUAUAAAUUAGAGCUGAUGUGAUGGUGCAUGCUGUAAUCCCAGCACUUGGGAGGCUGAGGCAGGAAGGUAGCCUGGGCUACACAAUGAGCCCCAGGCCAGCAUGGGCUACACAGCAAGUCUCAUAACACACAGAUGCAGGGCUGGGGAUUUAGCUCAGUGGUUCCGCCGCCUGCCUUGCAAGUGCAAGGUCCCGAGUUUGAUCCCUGGUGCCCCAAAAAACCAAUAAAACAACAACACAGAUACAUAGAAUGGGAUUACUUUGCUAAAUUUAUGUAGGAUACAAAAUCAAUUAUACCUGAAGCUUUUCCAUUCUAGUUUUAAGAGCUCUGAUGACUUGCACCAUUUGGAAAGAGGGUUCUAGCUUAAUAAACAAAUUAGUUGCAGGAGCCCUACUAUUAGGUUAAGUAUUUAUUGAGAUGUUAAAAUAUAACAGAUGAUAGAAAUAUUUAUAACUUAUUCUGGUUAUUUCUUAGUCUAUUUUUAGCACAGGUGAAAUUAUUACUUAUCUGGGAGCCUCUAAGAGAGGAUGGUUGUGGAGAAGUACUUCUACAGCAGAAUCAUAGCCCACUGCUAGCCAAGAGAAGUUAUUUGCUUAAAAGUUGCUAAAGCAACCUGUACACUAGUUCAAGAAUGGGCUGAUGGCAAAGAAGAGAGAUUUCAACAAACACCAUGGUUUUAGGCUGGGUUGUAAUUUACUCUUUCAAACUAUGUAACUGUAACUAUGUCUUUUUGAUGUGUGGGGAGGUAUUUUCCAACUUAAUUUUACAUUUGAAUAAAACAAGUUGUCACUAA
This is a messenger RNA of Heterocephalus glaber (naked mole-rat), 3076 nucleotides long. It is a transcript of the gene Star, whose product is annotated as steroidogenic acute regulatory protein. Lineage: Eukaryota; Metazoa; Chordata; Mammalia; Rodentia; Bathyergidae. Gene Ontology annotation, biological process: steroid biosynthetic process; intracellular cholesterol transport; regulation of steroid biosynthetic process. Gene Ontology annotation, molecular function: cholesterol binding; cholesterol transfer activity. Gene Ontology annotation, cellular component: mitochondrion. The record is from RefSeq and is a predicted model, not a curated record.